AUGCUCAAAGUCACGGUGCCCUCGUGCUCCUCCUCGUCCUGCUCUUCGGUCACCGCCAGUGUGGCCCCAGGAGCCGGGAGCCUCGUCCCGGAUUACUGGAUCGAAGGUUCCAACAGGGAUGCGUUGAGCGAUUUCUUCGAGGUGGAGUCGGAGCUGGGACGGGGUGCUACAUCCAUUGUGUACAGAUGCAAACAGAAGGGGACCCAGAAGCCUUAUGCUCUCAAAGUGUUAAAGAAAACAGUGGACAAAAAAAUCGUAAGAACUGAGAUAGGAGUUCUUCUUCGCCUCUCACAUCCAAACAUUAUAAAACUUAAAGAGAUAUUUGAAACCCCUACAGAAAUCAGUCUGGUCCUAGAACUCGUCACAGGAGGAGAACUGUUUGACAGGAUUGUGGAAAAGGGAUAUUAUAGUGAACGAGAUGCUGCAGAUGCUGUUAAACAAAUCCUGGAGGCAGUUGCUUACCUACAUGAAAAUGGGAUUGUCCAUCGUGAUCUCAAACCAGAGAAUCUUCUCUAUGCAACUCCAGCCCCAGAUGCACCACUCAAAAUCGCUGAUUUUGGACUCUCUAAAAUUGUGGAACAUCAAGUGCUCAUGAAGACAGUGUGUGGAACCCCAGGGUACUGCGCACCUGAAAUCCUUAGAGGCUGUGCCUAUGGACCUGAGGUGGACAUGUGGUCUGUCGGAAUAAUCACCUACAUCUUACUUUGUGGAUUUGAACCAUUCUAUGAUGAAAGAGGUGAUCAGUUCAUGUUCAGGAGAAUUCUGAAUUGUGAAUACUACUUUAUCUCCCCCUGGUGGGAUGAAGUAUCUCUAAAUGCCAAGGACUUGGUUAGAAAAUUAAUUGUUUUGGAUCCUAAGAAACGGCUGACUACUUUCCAAGCUCUCCAGCACCCAUGGGUCACAGGCAAAGCAGCUAAUUUUGUACACAUGGAUACCGCUCAAAAGAAGCUCCAAGAAUUCAAUGCCCGACGCAAGCUUAAGGCAGCAGUGAAGGCCGUGGUGGCCUCUUCCCGGCUGGGAAGCGCCAGCAGCAGCCACAGCAGCAUCCAAGAGAGCCAGAAGGCCGGCCAGGCACCUUCUUCGAUUCAGGAUGGCAGUGAAGAUGUUAAAGCUAUCUCAGAAGGAGACGAAGUUCAAGGAAGUGGGGCCCCAGUGGCAGUUGAGCGGGCAGAGGCUGAGCUGAUGAAGGUACAGGCCGUAGAAGAAGUUAAAGAUGCUGAUAUAAGUGCUGCCAAGGCCGCCAGUGCGGUGCCCAAAGCAAUAGAAGAUGGGACAAAGGUGGCUGACCCGGAAAUCGAGGAGGGCCUAGUAGAGGAGAAGCUGAAGACCUUGGAGGAAGCAGCAGCCUCCAAACAAGAGCAAGAAAACCCGGCUGUGGUAUUUGGAGCUCAGCAGAAUGAUGUGAUCCUGCCAGAGUACUGAUUUGGCUUCUUUCCAGUCGGGAGGCCAAAUGCGGGCACUUUGUAUGUUUUGUCCUUCAGCAAGGAAGAUGUAGAAGCAUGAUCUGCA
Puma concolor (puma) is the source of this 1509-nucleotide messenger RNA. RefSeq names its product calcium/calmodulin dependent protein kinase IV (gene CAMK4). Gene Ontology annotation, biological process: protein phosphorylation. The record is from RefSeq and is a predicted model, not a curated record. Gene Ontology annotation, molecular function: ATP binding; protein kinase activity. NCBI's taxonomy places the organism in Eukaryota, Metazoa, Chordata, Mammalia, Carnivora, Felidae.